CAAAAAAGGUAGCUGCACAAACUCUGUAAUAUUCUAAUAUCCUCUUUUCAGUCCUACCUUUUCAUGUCUCCCUGAAACCCCACAGCGACAUGGACUCUGGUGGGGAAGAAAGGAGAGAAGACGAAGAAGAAGAAGCAGAACUCUGAGAAAGCAAAAGGAUAAAAAAGGAGAGACACUCCUCCUCUCUCUCCUCCAGCCAUUAGCCCCUUCCCUCCUCCUUCCGUCGGGAAUCACUUUUCUUUGAUUUUCAUUCUUCCUUCACUUUCACUUCACCUCCCGCCAAUCCGCCAUUUCUGCCCACCGUUUCUCCCCCACUUCUCCUUCCCUCUAAUCUCUGUAUAUUCCUUUCUAUGGCGUCUCAACUUGAAUCUACUCUAAAACCCACCUUCAAUUUUCCUUCUUCUAUUCUUCCCUAACCCCCAACUCCCCCCAGUUUCUCCUCUCCGAUUCAGCUUCGCCUUUUUUUUUAUUACAGCUGAAUCCUGGAGACCUCUGCUCCGUCAAUUUCUGUUCUGGGUAUGGAGAAAAAGUCGCCCAGAAGCUUCAUCGACGGUGGAGUCGGGUUGGGAAUUGUGGCGGCGAUGACCGAUUCGAGUGGUCGUCGUUCUCGGGAUUGGACCAAAUUCUCCCACCCGGCUCCGCUGAGAUCCAGUCCCAUCCCAAUUGUGUCUCUGGCGAGGCCGGCGGCGGCCAAUUUCAAUUGGGGUGUUGGGUUGUCGCGGUAUCGGCUUGAAAAGGAGGGCAGCGAUGGCGACGGCCGCUCCUCCGCCCCUGUGGUGGAUGAGAGCGAUGAGGCCUAUACUUGUGUGGUUUCUCAUGUUGGUAAUGAUGUGAUCAAGAAGAUUGUUUACUACGGCGACAAGGUUUCGGGGCUCCGCGACGACGCUGUGACAACAGUCUUCGACGUGAAUCCUGCUAAUGGUGGAAUGUUUUAUGCGUCUUCUUCCCCUCUGAUGAUGACCGCCGGUUUUGGUGGCGCUGAAGGGUGGAGGAACGGCUUCUGCAACCAAGAUUUCUUGGCUUCUUGCAACCUCUGCAAGAAGCUGCUCCAGGGGCUGGACAUUUUCAUGUACAGGGGAGAGAAGGCAUUUUGCAGCCCGGAGUGCCGCGAGAAGCAUAUAAGGAACGAAGAUUAUCGAGAGAAGAGUUACGGUUAUGGCGAGAUCAGAAAACAUCCACAUGAAUGCUCCUUGUCUCCUUGCUCUUCACCUCAGGUCUAUCUUGCUGAGGUUGCUGCAGCAUGAACACCCUUUUCCCCUCUGUAUCUUGGUUCUGCCCAAUACAUACUAAGUAAAUAACAGGAGGAAAGUUAAAAUCUAUCCACGAGCCGGGGUAAAUAACUGUGCCAUGAUACCGAUGUAUGGUAUAGCACUGGGGAUGAAGCUCGAGAGGGUGGAGGCGGUGUUCGUUACGUGGUGAAAUUGGUUUAACUGCAAGGAGAAUUCUUGUUCUGUGAUGGGGAAGUAUCUUUGUUUAGAGAGAAACUGGGAAGGAGGGACUUGGAAGUUUUGUUACUAAUAUGUGCCCAAUGCUACUGUGUGAUAUGAAGUACCAACCAACCACACAAUGGCAUACUGGUAUAGCAAGCAGAAAUUUACAUGUGCAAGGAAAUGAAAAACACUGUUUUAUAUUUC
Messenger RNA from Linum tenue, 1634 nucleotides. NCBI's taxonomy places the organism in Eukaryota, Viridiplantae, Streptophyta, Magnoliopsida, Malpighiales, Linaceae. The record is from the annotation of a GenBank genome assembly.